This is a messenger RNA of Hemibagrus wyckioides, 3005 nucleotides long. RefSeq names its product PMS1 homolog 2, mismatch repair system component (gene pms2). Gene Ontology annotation, cellular component: MutLalpha complex. Bases 269 to 2827 code for a protein of 852 amino acids. The transcript is spliced from 15 exons. Gene Ontology annotation, biological process: mismatch repair. The record is from RefSeq and is a predicted model, not a curated record. Gene Ontology annotation, molecular function: ATP-dependent DNA damage sensor activity; ATP binding; ATP hydrolysis activity. NCBI's taxonomy places the organism in Eukaryota, Metazoa, Chordata, Actinopteri, Siluriformes, Bagridae.
GCGCGGGGUUAAUAAUAAAUCUAGCGGGAAGUUGAAGUGAUAACGAUGGAGAACGUGGUUUGUGUGAUAUAAAUAAAACUCUUGGGUGUCUACAGUAAACGGUGGGAUUAUAAGAUUGAAGCUAUAAUGAGGAAACCCUGUUCAAACUGUACCGGUUGGUUAGCUGACUAACAUUGAAACAUUUGGUGUGAGAGUCAGCGUGUAGUGGUCAGACCUGCCUGCAAGUCCGGUAGGAAGAGUUAGUAGCUGGCUAGCUGCCUCGGAGACAAUGACAGACUCUAGCUCGGAGCCCGCUAGAGCCAUCAGGGCCAUUGAUAAACACUCUGUGCAUCAGAUCUGCUCUGGGCAGGUGGUGUUGACUUUGGCCACAGCUGUGAAAGAGCUGGUGGAGAACAGCAUUGAUGCAGGCGCUACACAAGUUGACAUCAGGCUCAAAGAGAACGGGACAGAGCUGGUGGAAGUCUCUGACAAUGGACAAGGUGUGGAGGAGGAGAACUUCGAAGGGCUGACUUUGAAGCACCAUACAUCGAAACUGAGAGAUUUCUCUGACUUGAUUCACGUUGAGACGUUUGGCUUCCGUGGUGAAGCCCUGAGCUCACUGUGUGCCCUCAGUGACCUCAGCGUGGUGACCUGCCAUGAAAGCAGCCAUGUGGGAACUCGGCUCGUCUAUGAUCACAACGGCCGACUCGUCCAGCGAGCUCCUCAUCCCCGGCAGCAGGGGACCACAAUCAGCCUUCAGCAGCUCUUCUCCACCCUACCGGUUCGCCAUAAAGAGUUUCAGCGCAACAUCAAAAAGGAGUUUUCUAAGAUGGUCCACGUCCUCCAGUCAUACUGCAUCAUCUCCACUGGUGUGCGCAUCACAUGCACUAAUCAGCUUGGCCAAGGCAAGCGUAACACUGUAAUGUGCACCAGCGGGAGUCAGAGCAUGAGAGACAACAUUGGAGCGCUGUUUGGGCCUAAACAGCUCCAGAGUCUGCUUCCUUUUCAGCAAACAUCUCCCAAUGAGGGUAUUAAAGAGGAUUAUGGAUUAACUGGGGAAGAACUUCCUAAAGACCUUUUCAAGAUCUCUGGUUAUGUGUCGCAAGCCGAUCACGGUGUGGGACGAAGUGCAACUGACCGGCAGUUCUUCUUUAUUAACAAAAGGCCCUGUGAUCCAUCCAAGGUUUCCAAGCUUGUAAACGAAGUCUACCACAUGUUCAACCGUCAUCAGUACCCAUUUGUUGCUCUAAACAUUUCUGUUGCUUCAGAAUGCGUUGACGUCAAUGUUACACCUGAUAAGCGUCAGAUAUUUCUGCAGGAGGAGAAGCUGUUGCUUGCUACCGUGAAGAGCUCUCUCAUCGCCAUGUAUGAGACUGGAGUCAAUAAAAUCAGUCUCAAUUACACACCACAAAUCGCAGGGAGUUUUUCCAGAUGUAGUGAUUCUGCUAAAAGUCCAGAAGGUCCAAGGAAAGCUUCACUGACUUCAGAAGAUGAUUCAGAGACUUUGACACAGACUCCAAAGACAUCAUUUAUCUUAGCUGGACUAAAGGCAGCAUUUUCAAAACAGCAGGAUGCUAGCAUCAGGACAAAGACUACUUCUCCUCAGGACAAUAAAACUAUGUGUACUGGUCCAGCGCAAAAAAAGAUGCAGUCUUUCUUCCAUUGCUCAGAAAAGACUAACUACAGCAGACCAUCAGAAACUGCUUCUGAAAAAGCAGCUUCACCAGUCAAACCAGAUCUAAGCAAACAUGAGGACGUGGAGGCUGACUCAGGUCUGUCGGAGCAAAGCUCCAUCACACAAACCCCAGACACACUGUGUGGAAGCAGCUGUGAAUUUGACUCUCCAGACUCCGUAUUAGAGGAACAUGGCAUUAAAUCAGAGCCUUACAGUGAGCCGGUAGAUGAGGUGCAUGAGGAUGCUUUAGAGGCUAUAGAGCAAGAGACGAUAUCUGUUAUGGAUCCUGAAAGGAUUUCUAGUCCCAAGGCUAAAAAAUGUAGGUGGGAUGUUAACCUAUCAGAACCGCUCCAACUGCCAUCCUCCAGUACCAGCAGUGCUUCCUGUGGACUGUUUGACAAACCGGUCAAUGUACAGAAGAAAACAGUGCCUUUGCAGUUUUCAAUGGCAGAUCUGGUUAAAAGGAUGGAGAGAUUAAAAACCCAGAAGAAAAAGCAAAAUGAGCAGGAGCCACUUUAUAGACGCUUCAGGGCAAAGAUUAACCCUGGUGAAAACCAGAGUGCUGAGGAUGAGUUGAAGAAAGAGAUGAGCAAGGACAUGUUUAAGGAGAUGGAGAUCAUUGGUCAGUUCAACCUGGGUUUUAUCAUUACCAAGUUAAAGUCAGAUCUCUUUAUUAUUGACCAGCAUGCCACAGACGAAAAGUACAACUUUGAGAUGCUCCAACAACAUACUGUCCUAAAAGGACAGAGACUUAUAGCUCCACAGAAUCUCCACCUUCCUGCUGUGAGUGAAACGAUUCUGAUUGAAAAUCUCGAAAUCUUCAAGAAAAAUGGCUUUGAGUUCCUCAUUGAUGAGAAUGCACCAGUCAUGGAGAGAGUGAAGCUGAUAUCUGUACCCACAAGUAAGAACUGGACCUUUGGCCCAGGUGACAUUGAGGAGCUCAUCUUCAUGCUUAGUGAUAGUCCUGGAGUCAUGUGCAGGCCUUCUCGAGUCAGGCAGAUGUUUGCGUCGAGGGCUUGCCGCAAAUCGGUAAUGAUUGGUACUGCACUGAAUCUAAGUGAAAUGAAGAAGCUUGUGGUCCACAUGGGAGAAAUCGAGCAGCCUUGGAACUGUCCUCACGGCAGACCGACCAUCAGGCACCUGCUGAACCUCGAUGUUAUUUCUCAGGACUGAUGCAUGAUGAAGCAUUCUGUUUACAUGCUUUCUUGUACAUACUGAAACUUUAAGCAUAUUUUAUUAUCAUUUUAAUCAGUUAUAUUAGUGUAUAUUUUGCAUUCAGCUUCAUUGUUCAUUGUUUUUAUGUUCAUAGUUAGUUCUUUUAUCUGUGCAUUAAUAAACAUCUGUUAGCAGA